Adineta steineri is the source of this 840-nucleotide messenger RNA. Lineage: Eukaryota; Metazoa; Rotifera; Eurotatoria; Adinetida; Adinetidae. The record is from the annotation of a GenBank genome assembly.
AUGUUUGAAGAACAAAAUGAUCAAUAUUUUAUUCAUUCGGAUGUAUUUUCCUCAACAAAUGAUGAAGAAUUUUCGAGAGAUUCGAUUCAAUUUUUUAUAUUAUCAACUAAGAAUAAUGAAGAUAUUCAUGUUGAUGAUGAUGGUGAUCUAGAUUUAAUUCGUCCAGAACGUAUUGAUGUAACGUUAGUUCAUCGUAAUGAAACAAAUGUAUCACAAUGUGGAUAUCAAUUAUGGAAUGGUUCGCUGCUUCUUUGUGAUUUUAUAUUAACAAAUCAAGAUCGAUUUUUAAAUCGAACAAUUCUUGAAUUAGGUGCUGGAAUUGGUCUUUGUACUCUUAUUGCAAGUCGAUUUGCAUCAAGAAUUAUUUCUACUGAUCAUGAUAAUAAUCUAUUAGAAGUACUUCAAGAAAAUAUCAAUAUUAAUGAUAGUAUAUGUCGAAAAGAAUGUAUUCAAAUACAAAAAAUCGAUUGGAAACAAUUUGAUUGUAAUGAAAUAGAUAAUCAAAUUGAAAUUAUACUUGCAGCUGAUGUUAUAUAUGUUGAUGAUUUAACUGAUGCAUUAUUUGAUGUAUUUACAAAACUUUAUCAAACAAAAUCUAAACUUCAUUCAAUUUAUAUAACCAUUGAAAAACGAAUUAAUUUUUAUGUUGAAACACUUUCGAUUCAAUGUCCUGCUUAUGAAUAUUUUCUUGAAAAAUUAACUCAAUUAAAAAAUGAUCAUCCAUUAUUAACAAUGAAAGAAAUAAAUACCGAUAGAGAAUCAAUUAAACAAUGUACUUCAAUGUAUAGUCGAACAAAUGAAUUAAUUCUUUGGCAUAUUUAUCAUUCAGAAAGAUUUUAA